AUGUGCACAAUUCGGUUGACAUCAAUUUUCUUCGUCGACUGGGAGACUACAAGCAAAGAUUUCGUGAAAGGGAUAAAGUUCACUUCGACGCAACGAGAUAUUAAAGUUCAUUUGUUUUACAACAAGAAAACACCGAAAAAUGAGCUUCCUGGAGAUUCGGAAUGGAUUGUAAAGCAUCCAACGCUUACAUCUUCCGCCGAGGCGUCUUGGACGGCGCUUUUAACGUACGUGCUUCAUUUUUACACGCACACAGCCUGCAACUGUACAAACAACCACUGUAGACUUUGGCCCAAGCGCCAUGUUCAUACAAAAUACAGAGCUCAUAUCGUAUGCGGAGACGAGGGUAGAUACGAAGAAUUGCAAGCCAUUUUGAAAUUCAAUAAAAUCCCUGUGAAAAUAAUCAACGUUGGCGAACGUACCCUUCUCGACUUGUUUCAAUAUUCUUGCAGCCACUGCAAAAUUAUUUUCAAAACUAAGAAAGAAGCUGAGACCCAUGACCAGAGCAAGCACAAUUUUCUGUGCACGAACGCGAAAUGCGAAAAAAGCAAGCGAACAAACGGCUUCUUUGCAAAGAGGGAAUUGGAAGAGCAUCUUGCUCGCCAGCAGUGCUGCGAAUUCUGCCCGGAGAAAAUAUUCUGCUCGCCCAAAAAACUAGAGGAACACAUGGGGAAAACCCAUAGGAAGUGCGACUGCAGCUGCGAGGAGUACUUCGAAACGAGGGAUGGAUAUCUUGAGCAUUUUUAUAGUAAUUUGCCUCUUCCGUGUCUCGAAGAGCCGGGUUGUUCCGAGCGGUUUCCGAACAUUGAAUUUCAAGCUUUCCACCACAAGUCUGUUCACGGGGCAACCUAUCCUUACUAUUGUAUGGCUUGCUACAAAAAGAAGUACUUGGUCUGUCUCAAAACUGCCGAAGAAUUAUUGAACCACGUGGAGGAUGAGAAACAUAGCGACGAAGAGUUUUCUUUUGCGCAAAUUCCUCUUCAUAUUGCAUUGCAGUGAAAGAAAACUGAUGUUUAGAAAUUCAAGAAAAUUGUGACAAUAAUUGAAGAAGAGAUCGGAAUGUCCUUUGGAACUUCGUUUUUAAGAAAUUUUACUACUGUAAUUACACAGACGAAUUUUGCUUCAAGUUUGAUUUUACAAAGGUCUUCGUUCAACUUUAAUUAAGCAAGGAAAACCUAUUUUUUUUUUUUGCAACUUUAAGGAGAGGGCCAAUUGCUGGUUUUAGCUUUAAUAGAAACGCAAAGUUCUACCCAGAGUUAUUCUUCAAUUGACCUAUUCGAUAACAAUUCAGUUAAGUCUAAAAUUGUCAGGCUGGUGAAUUCAGUGAUUACAUAUUAAAAAGUGCGCGUGUUCCUCCGACACAACUAGUUUUUAAAUUGAAGUUUCUGCGAAAUUUUACUUUUGCUAUAAGAACUGGACAGAGGUCCAUUAUUUUAAAAUGUCUUCAGGUAAAUGUUCUCUCUGGAGCUCUUUCAAAUUCUGAACUUAUUUAAACCGCAUUUUUCCCGGGGUAAUUGACUAUAAAAUGUGAUGUAGAUUGAUUUCAGUGGAAACUGAACAAUUCGUCAUUAACUCCAACAGAACAAACGGCAUACUUUUGUUGGUUUUCGACUUGUUAAGCAGUCACAAACGGUACGACGGAGCUAAGCUGCACUAAAGAAGUCAAAGAUCAAAAGUACUCCAAGUUAAGAAACCCGAGUCUUUGUUUCCAGAUUACAAAUUAAGCCAUCACAAGAGUAAUGAGUUUACUUAGGCAGAAUGCCACGGCCACACGUUUGCGUUACGUGAUACCUUGUAUAACUUUGAAAGUUCGGUUUUCUGAGCCAGCUGGAGUAAUUCUCAUGCCAUUUAGCCGGCCAAUUAUGUAGCUAAAACGUAAAAGAGCAAUGUAUUCUUAUCGCGUUUUCUUGCAACUUUGCCGGUACAUUAAUUCUUAACUGAACUAAAAAACUUACUUCACAAAGUUCUCCCUCCAUGGAACGCGCUGGAACGCACAUGGAACGCGCUGGAUAUCUAUGUUCUCUUUUAAAAAGCAGUUCUUUCUAAAUUUCGAAAGCGUUCUCUUGUAUUUGUAGAGGUGUGUAAGUAAGUGUAAAUAGCAUUCAUGCUUAAUCCACCUGUUUAACUAAGUAAUUCAUGUCUUCAGGCGUUUUAAGUAUUCAACGGAUAAUUUGAAAUUUACCUUUUUGAUAUGUUUGAAGUUUUAAGUCUGGAGUUGUAAGAUUGCAUGAGACCAGGUUAUUCAGAAGAAAAUAGCGAUUAAAUUACCUUUGAUUUUCAUAUUGGUACAUUUUAAAUGGUUUCAAAGUUUC
Stylophora pistillata is the source of this 2309-nucleotide messenger RNA. RefSeq lists its product as uncharacterized. Lineage: Eukaryota; Metazoa; Cnidaria; Anthozoa; Scleractinia; Pocilloporidae. The record is from RefSeq and is a predicted model, not a curated record.